Messenger RNA from Pleurotus ostreatus (oyster mushroom), 2307 nucleotides. RefSeq lists its product as uncharacterized. The transcript is spliced from 11 exons. Gene Ontology annotation, molecular function: 5-oxoprolinase (ATP-hydrolyzing) activity. Gene Ontology annotation, cellular component: cytosol. The record is from RefSeq and is a predicted model, not a curated record. Gene Ontology annotation, biological process: glutathione metabolic process. Lineage: Eukaryota; Fungi; Basidiomycota; Agaricomycetes; Agaricales; Pleurotaceae. Bases 1 to 2307 code for a protein of 768 amino acids.
AUGCAUUCUCAAAUUCCUGACCGGUCCAUCAGAAUCUGUGCGGAUCGAGGAGGCACGUUCUGCGAUGUUCACGCCUCCUACCCUGAUCCUGAGAAUCCGAACGAACGGAAAGACAUUGUAGUCAAACUGCUGUCACAGGAUCCCGGGAAUUACGAAGAUGCACCCACGGAAGGUAUCCGUCGCAUCCUUGAAUCACUAACGGGGGAGAAAAUACCUCGCGGUCACGUCUUGAAGACAGACAAAAUAGAUUAUAUUCGUCUGUCAACGACGGUGGCAACCAACGCGCUCCUGGAACGCAAGGGGCAUAAACAUGCACUUCUUAUUACCAAAGGCUUCAAGGACCUACUCCUCAUUGGGAAUCAGUCGCGUCCAAAGAUUUUUGACCUCAACAUUCGGAGGCCGGCUCCCCUCUAUUCUACCGUCGUAGAAGUAGACGAAAGAGUGACGUUGGUAGGCUACACAUCGGAUCCCCAGGCUGAGGAACAUGCGAUUCAGUUUGAUGAAGAUGGGAAGGUAAAACAGGGAUAUAGGGGUAAGGGGUGGGAUGGUAUUGGGGAUGCAGAAGGACCUGGCGAUAUAGUGAAAGGGCUAUCAGGCGAAGCCGUCAGGAUCCUCUCGAAGCCUGACCCCGUAAAAAUUAAAGAAGACCUCGAGAAGCUUUAUGCAGACGGAUAUCGUUCUUUGGCUAUUGUCCUCGUACACUCGUACACGUACCCCGACCAUGAGCGACUCGUUGGGCGGCUUGCGCGCGAGAUUGGUUUCAAGCAAGUCUCGGAAUCGUCGGCCCUCCUUCCCAUGAUCAAGAUGGUUCCACGCGGUGUGUCCUCCACGGCAGACGCCUAUCUUACCCCCAUCCUAAGAGAGUAUCUUGAUGGAUUUUUCAACGGUUUUGAUGAGAAAUUGAAAGAUGGAAAGGUCAAGAGCCCCCGUGUGGAAUUUAUGGGCAGUGAUGGCGGUCUGCUUGAUCUACAGAACUUCUCUGGACUGAAGAGUAUUUUGAGCGGGCCGGCUGGCGGUGUUGUGGGGUAUGCACUGACAAGCUGGGAUCCUGAACGAAAGCAGCCGGUGAUCGGCCUCGACGUCGGCGGUACUUCGACAGACGUUUCUCGGUUUGACGGACGCUACGAGGUUGUUUACGAGACUACUACGGCUGGCGUGACAAUUCAAUCGCCACAACUCGACAUCAAUACCGUCGCGGCUGGUGGUGGCUCAUGCUUGACCUUCCGAAACGGGUUAUUUAUGGCCGGACCGGAAAGCGCUGGGGCAGAACCAGGCCCAGUGUGCUACAGAAAGGGGGGCCUUUUGGCUGUUACGGACGCUAACCUCCUGCUUGGGAGACUCAUUCCUGACUACUUCCCAAAGAUCUUUGGCAAAUCAGAGAAGGAGCCUUUAGAUGCUGAUGCUUCUCGUGCAGCGUUUGAACCGCUGGUCAAGGAGAUCAACGCCUCUCAUGAGAACGAACUCAGCUUUGAUGAGGUCGUUUACGGAUUCAUCAAGGUAGCGAACGAGACUAUGUGCCGGCCGAUUCGUGCGCUCACCGAAGCUCGAGGCUAUGCUACUUCAAAACAUGUACUGGCGAGUUUUGGAGGUGCAGGUGGCCAACAUGCUUGCGAAAUCGCCGGUCUGUUAGGAAUCAAGACUAUUCUUAUCCACCGGUAUAGCUCUAUUUUGUCUGCCUACGGGCUUGCGCUCGCUGAUAGAGCGUUUGAACGUCAAGAACCGAGUUCCACUUUCUACAAUGAAGGGAACAAAUCAUUGCUUAUCUCACGGCUGGAUAAGCUGACGGACGAAGUGAAGACUGAGCUCAAGCGACAAGGAUUCGAAGGUGACCGUGUACAUGUUGAAAGAAUGCUUAAUAUGCGUUUCGAGGGCACAGAUACUGCUCUUAUGGUCCUCCCUGAUAUAGAGAAAGACGGACAUGGGGAGGACUACGAGGCUGCAUUCAAGAGAGUAUAUAAAUCGGAAUUUGGGUUUAUUUUGGAGGGUAAAGCCAUAAUCGUCGAUGACAUCAAGGUCCGUGGAAUUGGGAAGACUUUCGACACUCUCGGAGAAUCCGUUUAUAGCGAGAUAGCGAAGCUGAAAUCGAAAAGCAUCGACAAGGCUAAAGCGGACUCGACGCACAGCGUGUAUUUCGAUAAACUUGGUCGGGUGGACGACACUCCUGUGUAUUUGCUGGACAAUCUAGACGUCGGCGAUGCUGUAGAGGGUCCUGCGAUGAUAAUCGACGACACGCAGACUAUCGUUGUGAUUCCAGGGGCGAGAGCAGUUUUGACUAGCAAACAUUUGUAUAUUACCCUCCACUCUUGA